Molecule: messenger RNA, 1254 nt
Organism: Rhizophagus irregularis DAOM 181602=DAOM 197198
Lineage: Eukaryota; Fungi; Glomeromycota; Glomeromycetes; Glomerales; Glomeraceae
Source: RefSeq, a predicted model, not a curated record
AUGCUGGGCAAAAUAAAGGAAAGAAUUUCAGAUCUAUACGGAAAACAUCAAUACCUUAUUGACAUUCUUCCAGAGUAUAAUAAAAAAGAUUUUGUGGCAGUACUCGAUAGAGAAACAACAGGGGUGGCACUUUGGUCAAAUGCUCUUUCUUGUUUAGCACGUUAUCUUAACGAGUGCUUUGGCAAGAGUUCCGUUAUUCUAAUCGACGAAUACGACUGGCCUAUGGAAAAUUCAAGAGGAUUUUAUGAUAAAUCUGACGAUUUUUUUAGAACAAUGUACUCAAGUAUAGCUAAGGAAAAUAGGAACGUGGAUAAGAUCCUGUUUGUUGGGACUUUCCCACUAAGACAAUCAAGCUUUCUUUCCGGAUUAAACAAUGUAGUGGCCUAUCCAAUGCAUGAAAGACCAAACCAUUCUGGCCGUGCUAUUUUUUCUGAUACAUUUGGAUUCACCGAAGAGGAAAUUAAGCAUUUGCUAGAAAAAAAACAUCAAAAUAAAAAACUUAAAGAGCUACGCCUUUACUAUAAUGGAUACCGAACGAGCACUGGAGUUCACAUUUAUAACCCACAUUCAGUAAUAUCGUGUCUAGAGAAAAAUGAAAUUGAUAAUUAUUGGAUCAAUAGCGGUUCUGCAACCACAUUUGAUCAAGAUGUGAUUGAGUCUGUAGGCCAAGAUGAGUCUGUAGUUAUCGGUAUGGAAUAUACGAAGACAAAUGAAAUAUACGAAUCAUUGUUUAAAAAAGAUAUUGUUACAUUUUGUAACAAAUUUCCAUUGCUCUAUAUGGAGUUAAUGUCUUGUUUUGAUAUUGCUGGUCUCAAAAAAGGUAAAUUACAUGAAACCUGGUACCAUAUAUUUGUUCUCGGAACACUCGCUAUGUAUCAUGGCGUUGAAUACCGGGUUGAAUCUAAUCGCGAAGCUGGGGAUGGCCGUCCAGAUGUCCGAAUCAUUCCAAUUAACCAAAAUAAAACCGAUAGCAUAACGUAUGAAUUUAAGCGUACUGAAAAUGAAGACUCCGAUAUAAUGAAACAUGCCACCAAAGUAGCACUAGAUCAAAUUUUUGACAAGUGUUACCGGAUGAGUCUUCCAAAUCAUGUUAAGGAAAUAGUUGAAGUUGGCAUAGCCUUCUGUGAUAAAGUAGCUUUUGUCUCAGCCCGUUGCCUAAAACGUAAGAAAGAAAUAAUUACAAAGAAUGAAGAUUGGGAAGUUGUUAGUGAAUGGGAAACUGGAAAGUUUAUUGCAAAUUGUGCACUUCAUUAA